AUGGAGUCCCUUAUUCCAUCAACUGUCAACCACUCUACAAGCACCAGCCCUAGAAUUCUCAGAACCAGCUCAGAACCCGGUGACCUCAUCUUUAGAGAACAUUGGGACUGGGCCUUCUGGGGACUCCCAUUGGUGGGCAGAGUAGUGGUGUGUGUGCCAUGGUUCUUCAGAUUGUUGGAGCUCUGCACCAUGAGAACUGGUGGCUGCAUCCUCUUACUACACUGGAGGAAGAACCUGCAGAGGAGGCAGCGUGCCCAGCAGUGGGUGGAGGUGAUGAGAGCUGCCACCUUCAGUUACAGCCCACUGCUGUACUGGGUCAACAGACGACGCAGACAUGGCAUGACUGCCGUGAUCAGAAUAGGCCCUCCUCAGGCUGUUGCCAAUAUUGACAUUCAACUCCAAAUUCCGGAUCUUCCAUCAGAGCCACACCUCCAUGAAGAUAGGCGUCAUGCCUUCAGAGGCAGCAGCCCCCAAGCAGAAGCCCCUGUUCUCCUGCAGCCUGCUCUGGUGGUCCCACAGCAGCCCUCACCUAACGGGAUGCCAGAGUGA
Urocitellus parryii (Arctic ground squirrel) is the source of this 549-nucleotide messenger RNA. Lineage: Eukaryota; Metazoa; Chordata; Mammalia; Rodentia; Sciuridae. The record is from RefSeq and is a predicted model, not a curated record.